GAGCUUUCAGCGCCCGCUGAAGUUUCUCUCGCGCUCCUCGUUGCUGGUCGCUCUCUGGACUCCUCCGAAGCGCGCGCUGGAAUAAACCCUCCUACUUCUCUUCUUUCUCCUCCUCCACCUCUUUCUCCUCUUCCUCCUCCUCUUCUUCCUCCUGAAGCUCGCGCGGCUCCGCAGCAGCAGCGCUGGUGAUGCGCCUGGGUCGGCGCGCGCAAGCAGCACCGAGAAAACAUCCGCGCGCUUUUCUUCCCGGGACUUUUGCGCCGUUAUCUCCCUCUCUUUCCUCCUCUAAGCCGGAAUAGUGAAGUAAGUUUUCCCGUUGGAUUUAUUGGCAUGGAUACCGUGGCCGCGAGGAUGCAGCAGGGCGCUCGUGCGUUUGGGAAUCUUUAGGGGGGGAAAAGGCAAAAACGCUGGAGAGGAAUUAAACAAGGAUACACAGCAGCACUCCACCAAGAACCACCAUGCACGUGCAUAUAUACGGCUUCCUGCUGCUUUUGGAUGAGCUUGUGGUCAGCAUGUCCAGUUCCUCGGCUCUGUCUGCGUCCGGUCCUCAGGACUGGGUGGACUGUGUAAAGGCCAGUGAGGUCUGUAACCAGAACCCUCAGUGUAGCUCCCGUUACCGCAUCAUGAGGCAGUGCCUGGUGGGCAAAGACUGGAACACCAUGCUGGCUAAUAAGGAGUGCCAGGCGGCUCUGGAGGUUCUGCAGGAGAGCCCGCUGUACGACUGCCGCUGUAAAAGAGGCAUGAAGAAGGAGCUCCAGUGCCUGCAGAGCUACUGGAGCAUCAACAUGGGCCUGAGUGAAGGUGAAGACUUCUACGAGGCGACUCCGUAUGAGCCUCUGCCUCCUGUCCGUCACUCUGAUGCCUUCCGCCUGGCCUCCAUCACUUCUGGUAUGCAGAUCUAUGCAGGUGUAGGAAUGCGUCUGCCGCUGUGUUCAGGCCCCGGUAAUUGUAACCCCUGCCUGGACGCCACUAAAGCCUGUAACCUGAACGAUAACUGUAAGCGGCAGCGCUCGGCCUACAUCAGCACCUGCACGCGGGUCACGGGUCAGCAGGGUCAGCAGCAGCAGGACGGCUGUAACAGGAAGCGAUGUCACAAGGCCCUGCGGCAGUUCCUGGAGCGCGUGGAGUCUCAGUACACCUUCGGCCUGCUGUUCUGCGCCUGCCGCGAUAAGGCCUGCGCCGAGAGACGCCGGCAGACCAUCGUCCCCAGCUGCGCCUACGAGGACAAAAACAAACCCAACUGCCUGCAGCUCCGCAAGACCUGCAGACUGGACGCUCUCUGCAGGUCAAGACUGGCGGACUUCCAUACAAACUGUCAGAUGACCCGCGACUUCAUCAGCAGCUGCCCGAACGACGACUACCAGGCCUGCCUGACCGCCUACACCGGCCUCAUCGGAACCGAAAUGACUCCAAACUACGAGAACAACAAUCACGAGGACUUCACCAUCUCGCCCUGGUGCACCUGCCAGAACAGCGGCAACAAGGAGGAGGAGUGUGACAAAUUCCUCAAGGACUUCAACCAGAACACCUGCCUGCAAAAUGCGAUUGUGGCUUUCGGCUACGGGAUGUUUAAGUUUGAUGCUCCGUUUGGUACGCCCUCCGCGAACCCUGAGCCCAGCAUCGAGCCCAAAUCCACCCCCAGCCCCAACAGCACCAGAGCUGCCACUGAGGAAAACGCAGAGACCUGCAGCCCCUCCAAAGGCUUCGGGUGUAAUGAGGCUCUCAUCGAACCCGACACAGUGGUGCCAAAAUUCAACACGAGGAACUGGAGCCCAGGCCUGAAGCUCAGCGCUGGCGUCUGGAUGCUGUGGCUGAUUUACGCUGCGGGAAACUUCGCUAUCUAAUCCUGCCUGAGACACGAGAACAGGACCUUACGAGACCAGUCAAAAAAAUCUCCAAAUGACCAAAUUCUCUGCUCGUGUGUCCUCUCUCUACUACUACAGCUUUAUUUGCGUCCAAAUUAAAGAGCAAGAAACCAAGAAAAACAUGGAAUUUACAGAACGGAGGGACACAUAUCCGAGACUAAAGUGCCCAGCGAGUGAGAACGCGGCGGAAAAGACGGAGAAAGUAGACGUUUCUCACUUCGUCUCUUGGGAAUAAACUGACCCUGUGCUUUGCUGCUCUGGUAGACUCAUGGCUAAGAUCUAACGUGGACUUUCUGGGAGUCUACCGUACAGCUUCUUUUCUCACGGAUGUUUGGUUGUACCCGUGUGAUCUGUUCCACCCGCCGACCGACUCUGGACCGACGUCUUUUCUCGCGAAUCCUCCGUAUCGAGCCCCGAUUUCUGUUGGAUUUUUUUUCGCACUCUUUCCACGCUGACAGGUGCUUCUGCUUUUUUCGCAUUGUGAUUUUUCUUUUUUUUUCAUGGCACCUUCUCUUUCUUUCUCUUUUUUUUUUCUCCUCCUUUGUGCUGGAGGAGUAAUUACUUUUCUCUCGUGGUUCUUUUUUCAAUGCGAAGUUGUUUGAAGUAUAAAUCUGUAGCCUGUCGACAUGGUGUGAGGGCGUGUCGCCGCUGACAAGCUUUCUUAUUCCUGUUCUGUGCUUUUCUGACGGAUUUAAAUAAAAAAGAGAGAAGAAAAAAAGAAGAAAUAUAAAAAAAAAACGAAGCGUUUCUGAAAAGUACUAAUCGAUCAAGAAGAGGACUGGCACUUGCGGAGUAUUUGUUCUAGUUUAAAGUGGAUUUACGGUUCUAAUGGGCUGCCCACGAGUACAGUAUAAUUUCAGUCUGUGAAUAUGAAAAUGUUCUCUCUUUUUUUCCUUUCAACUGUACAGAUCAUGAUUAUAAUGUAAAGUCUUUACGUCAAGGAAGAGAACAGUGAAUGGUGGAAUUAUAGUUCUGCUGGGGUGACUGAGUGGAGCGUAAGCCGUGAUGAAAAGUGCAGUUAGGGUGUGUUUUCUUAUACAUGAUUAUGCACUUAUUGAAUCUUUUUCCUGGAGCAUUUAUGACCUCGAUCCACUCUUAAAAACAUACAGCACCAGUUAAAAGUUUGGACCCAGUUGGAUGAAUAUUUUCAUCAUCAUUUAGGCCUAAAACUAGCAUAAAAUAUGUCGUUUGCCACAAUAUUUAAAAUUCAGUAGCUUCGUUGUUUUUACACAUUUUAUGAUUUUAUAUCUUUUGUCUGUUUCUCUGACAGCAUGCAUUAUGCAAAUGCAUCAUGCAGCCACUGGGAAUCCAGUCUUGACUGAUAGCCAGUGAUCAGCAGGCUAUUAAAUACAACCAAGCCUCAUAAGUGUAACUUUACCUUGGUGUUGAGAUCUUCACAGAUAUAAAUUUGAAGCCCUUAUCCGAUCGAUACUCACGACCUGAAUGGUACUGCUAAAUUUGUGACCUGAACCCAAUCCGAACCCCUGCUCGAGUCUAAAGUUGGCUCAAUGUCUUAUUCAAAAUUACCUUCCCACCUUAAAGGGUGCAGCAGUUAAGGUGGAACGUAACAUUCAAACUUGCACUUGAAUUGCUAAGGCCUAAGCUUGACCUCCUGGCCUGCCUGAACCGACGCUGUGCUCAGGACCACAUCGUCAGAAAAAAUAUUGCUUCCAUUUUCCAGUAGUUAUACUUGGCGGUAUGGCUCUGUUCUGGGAGCAGCAGAAAGACCCCCAAAUGACCACACCAGGCAUACCCGGCCAGCAGGAGGUUGCAAAGAUGAAUUUAGCCAAAUGUAUGCGUAGUAGGCGAUCAGCUGGGCCAUCAGCUGAUUGAGAUCAGUCGAUGACAGCUGGUGAUCUGAGACUGUGGUCUGAGCUUGACUUCACAGCCUGCCUGGACUAACGCUAUGCUCAAUUUCCUUCCGGACCACCUUAUCAGAGAAAAUAUUUUGUUUCCACUUGCAGUAGUUAUAUUUGUUCUGGGACCUCCCUGCACUUCCAUGUGCACACAUGGAAAGCCUAAGGCAGGGAGAGCAGCAGAAGGACCCUCAAAAUGACCCGAGGAAGCGGCGAGAAUGGGCAGGCUAAAGCAGCUUAAACAAACACCCUGAUGAAUUUAGCCAGUUGUCUGCAUAGUAGGUGAUCAGCUGGGCCAUCAGCUGAUUGAGAUCAGUCGAUGACAGCUGGUGAUCUGAGACUGUGGUCUGAGCUUGACUUCACAGCCUGCCUGGACUAACGCCAUGCUCAAUUACAUUAACAGUAUUUAUUAUAAGUAUUUUUUUAUGUAAUUGCUGGUCAAACCUAGCAAAAAACAACAUCUCUACUGCUGCUACUUUCAGGAAUGCUGAGUAUUACGAUCUUUAAAAUGUCAAACUGGGGACCUUCUGGGCCGAAGUGCUGUGGAGAUCAGUGUUUACCCAGUUGAUGAAGGUUUUGAUAAUUAGCUGAUGAGCUGAAUCAGGUGUGUUUAAUGAGACAGUAUGUUGACGUCUGCAGUGUUUUGGCCCACGAGGGCUGGAGCCUGACACGUGCUCUGGAAACACUGUGACACCGCCACAGGAGGACAGUAGGCGUAUUUACAACAGAUGUAGUGAUGGUAAAAUUUUUUACUUACUUCAAAAUGUUUUAAUUAGCAGCAAUAUUAGGAUCAACACCAAUAAAACCGUUAGUAGUAAAUAUCGGCUUAUAUCAUUGGCCAAUCAAUAUAUCGGUCAGGCUGCGAUGCCUGUGUUCAUUUAUUUUGCGAUGCCCUGCCAAGUCCUUUUUUGAGCCAUCAUAUGUUCUUCAGUCCUGCUGGAAAAACAUCUCAGGUGGUUCCUCAUGACGUUUCUUGAGAAAACACCAGGAAGCAUGUAAAGCGGCAUUAAUGUGGGGCUACUUUCAGAAUAAUUCCAUCCCACUGUUUUUUUUUUUCAGAUGUUUUUUUUUAUUUCAAUAUCACGUCUUUGCAAUCAUUCUGAAAUGUUGAAAAGUUAAGGAAAACCCUUCUAUGAGUAGGUGUGUCCAAACUUUUGACUGCUGCUGUAUGAGAAAUCAAUUUCUGGCCACACUAAAUGACGAUAUCUGCCGAAGACGCAGGCAGGUGAAUGCAGAAGGCUAAAGGAAGUUAAACGGCUGAAAACAAACUGGUUAGUCUGAAAUGUUCUUCUUGCCAAAUGUGCUUCAGAUUGUAUUAUUUUAUGUAUCGUGUAUUCAGUUUUUUCAAAAGCACCAGGAAACCACAUUUCAGUAUUGGAGACACACCCUAAGGAACGAGCGGAGGUGCCAAUGUGACGAGUUAUUAACAGCCAUUGUGUAAUCUGUCUAAUAUUUGAAUAGAAAUGUAUACAAAAUAAAACCUCAUUAACAAUC
This is a messenger RNA of Colossoma macropomum (tambaqui), 5215 nucleotides long. RefSeq names its product GDNF family receptor alpha 2a (gene gfra2a). Gene Ontology annotation, cellular component: signaling receptor complex; external side of plasma membrane. NCBI's taxonomy places the organism in Eukaryota, Metazoa, Chordata, Actinopteri, Characiformes, Serrasalmidae. Gene Ontology annotation, molecular function: signaling receptor activity. The record is from RefSeq and is a predicted model, not a curated record. Bases 459 to 1844 code for a protein of 461 amino acids. Gene Ontology annotation, biological process: nervous system development. The transcript has 9 exons.